UUUCUGUGACACCAUGUCUCGGCCGAAUUGGCCAUGUUAAGAAUACGAUUUACAUGAUGUGAUAUGUGAUUAAUCUUGCCUUGCCACGUGGGUUGAGCACUUUUUCUCCCCAAAAAAAAGUUUUUUGCCCUGCGAUGAGAAUGCCGGCGGCGAUCGAUCCAUCCUCCGGUCAAAUCCAGGUGAAUCCCCUUCGAUCUCCUUCCUCUCUCAAGAGGUCAUCGCCAUUCUCUAGACUAGGAUCGACCACCCACCGAUUCAAUCGCGUAGUCCUGUCCGCGACCAACAGUAGCGAUCAUGGAUCCCUCUUCAUCCCACUCCAAUCCAGCCCGGAGCAGCAGCGCGCCAAGGUCACCGUCGUGGGCGUGGGCAACGUUGGGAUGGCGUGCGCGCAGACCAUCCUCACCCAGGAACUUGCGGAGGAGCUCGCGCUCAUCGACGUCAACCCGGACAAGCUGCGCGGCGAGAUGCUCGACCUCCAGCACGCCGCCGCCUUCCUCCAGCGCGCCACCAUCUCCGCCUCCACCGACUACGCCGCCUCCGCCGGGUCGGACGUGUGCAUCAUCACCGCCGGCGCGCGGCAGCGCGAGGGCGAGACACGGCUCGACCUUACCGCGCGGAACGCCGCGCUGUACUGCAAUAUAGUGCCCGAGCUUGUGCGGCACAGCCCGGGCGCCGUGCUGCUCGUGGUGUCCAACCCCGUGGACGUGCUGGCGUGGGCUACGUGGCAGCUUGCGGGCAGCGUGCUGCCGGCGACACGGGUCAUUGGCAGCGGCACCAACCUUGAUACCGCGCGGCUCAGGUUCCUUCUAGCCGAGCAAAUGGGCGCCAACGCCCGCGACGUCCAGGCCUACGUCCUGGGCGAGCACGGGGACUCCUCGGUGCCGGUGUGGUCCACGGUGAGCGUCGCGGGGAGGAUCCUCCGCGAGGAAUGGGGCCCGAGCUCCUCUGCGGAGCUGGAAGAGCUACACCGCGGCGUGGUGGAGAGCGCGUACGAGGUGAUCCGGCUCAAGGGCUACACUUCGUGGGCGAUCGGCUACUCGACUGCCAGCAUCGUAAGAAACAUCCUGCGGGACCAGAGGAGGAUCUGCCCGGUGUCGGUCAUGGCCAAGGGUUUUUACGGGAUCGAGGAGGAGGUGUUCUUGAGCCUGCCAGUCCAGCUCGGCCGGAAUGGGGUUGUUAGCGUGGUCAACGCGCCGCUGUCCGAGGAGGAGGCGGCCAAGCUCCGCGGCUCCGCCAAGACGCUCUGGAACGUCCAGCAACAGCUCAAACUACUUGAUUAAAAUACGGGCUCUAACUUUUGAGACCAACAUUACAGAUUCCUGUUUUGUUAAGAAGCUUUCGGUUCUAUACAAUGCAACAAUCUCACAACGCAAGAUAUUUUGGACCAAAAGCUGAGACCACUGACAUCAGCAACUUCUCAUCGUUGCGAUCUACUCAUCGGAUUCGAUUACAUUGGCCAUACGCAAGUUCCUUUACAUUACAUACAAUGAAAGAAUCUCUACGAGGGCUUGAUCUGGAAGUUUGUGUGUUCUUGGAGAUGGUAAAUCAUAUGUGAACUGGAGGCUGAGGAAGAGAAAGAACGCAGCGCCGAAGCUUAUAAAUCUUAUUAGGAACUUGCUUAGUGUAACGUUUGAUAAUUCACAGAGUUAUACGGUUA
Selaginella moellendorffii is the source of this 1657-nucleotide messenger RNA. Its product is annotated as L-lactate dehydrogenase B. Gene Ontology annotation, biological process: carboxylic acid metabolic process. The record is from RefSeq and is a predicted model, not a curated record. The transcript is spliced from 2 exons. Lineage: Eukaryota; Viridiplantae; Streptophyta; Lycopodiopsida; Selaginellales; Selaginellaceae. Gene Ontology annotation, cellular component: cytoplasm. Bases 135 to 1280 code for a protein of 381 amino acids. Gene Ontology annotation, molecular function: L-lactate dehydrogenase (NAD+) activity.